Molecule: messenger RNA, 981 nt
Organism: Paramecium sonneborni
Lineage: Eukaryota; Ciliophora; Oligohymenophorea; Peniculida; Parameciidae
Source: the annotation of a GenBank genome assembly
AUGAUAAAAGAAGUUUUAUUAAUAUUAUACUUGAUCAUUAUGGUAUAUGCAUUUGCAAAUACUAAAUGUGGAGGAAAGAGAUAUAAAUGUGGAGAGGAGAACUAAGAUAAUGUAUGUGUAAAUGUGUCAGAAUAUCGAGGUAAGGUUCACGAAUUAUAAAAAUGUGCUGAUGAUAAGACUUGUUUAUGGGAGGAAGCUUUAUAUUAGAAACCAGUAUAUUGUACAGAUUUACCAGCAAAAGAAAAGAUAUUACCAGGAGAAACUUGUAGUGGAGAUAGUGAUUGUUUAUCAAAUAGUUGUUAAGGUGGAAAAUGUUUGGGAUUGAAAUUAAAUUAAUAAUGUGGAGGACAUUAAUAUUGUGAUGUCGGUUAUUAUUGUGAUACAUAUUGCAAAGAGUAAGUAUAAUUUGAAUAACCAUGUACAAAUGAUUAUUAAUGUACUAAUAAUUGUGUAUGUAAUUUGGGUAGAUGUGCAUAUUAUUAUUCUCUUGAAAAUAAUAUUUUAGCUGAUAAUCCAAGAGCAUGUUAUUUUGGUUAUAUAAACCCUAAUAAUGGAACUUGUUAAAACGGUCCUCAUAGUCUAACUAAAAGUAAACCAUGUGAAAUUGAUAAUGAUUGCAUUUUAUUAGACAGUGAUAAUAAACUAUUUGGAUAUUCAGAAUGUCAAUGUGGAUUUAAUGCUGGUGGAUUUUCAUAUUGUAGUUUGGCUGAAGGAGAUCCAGAGUAUCUAAAAAUUCUAGAAUUGUUUUAAUGGUUAUUGUAAGUCAAUUAAUAUUGCCAUACUAUUUUAAGAUAUGGUCCUUGUAUUUCUCUAUAUUAGGAUGAAUAUAUUAACUAUUAGAAAGCUGUGAAGUUCUAUCAUAUGUAAUCAUAGAUCAUGUUUAAUGAUGAAUGCAUUCAAAAGAUUUAUACAGCACAAUAUUGGGGCAUCUAUUCUCAUAGAUUAUAUAUACUCUUUAUUAUUUUAUUAUUAUUAUAAUGA